CAAAUUGAUAAAUUGUUGGAAGCAAAUCAGUGAUUCAAUUAAGAGAAACACAAAUUGUGGCUAAUUUAAUUAUAAAUUUAACCACACACGGGAAUAAAGUCAGUGAAAAAUGUUAAAUUUGAAUACAGGCAAUGAUUAUUCAGUGCCAUUUCCACAUCAUCAUCAUGUCACGUCGAAUGAUCAGCAAUUUUAUCAUAAUUUAUACACAAAUGUUAAUGUAGCCACGGCAGUUAAUGGCAAGGAUAAAAAUGAAUUAAUUUAUAAGAAUCAGAAAAUCGAUUUUAUGAACAACAAUAAUAAUAAUAGCAGCAAUAAUAAUAACAAUGAACCAUUCACAACACUUAAGGACGGGGAAAAUUCUAAAAGAUUUUCUGUCAACAAUUUAUUAAAACCUCCAAUAUCGCCAUCGGAAAAAUAUAAUGCUGACUCUUCAUUGCCGAUCAGCCUACCAGAUCUUAUGCAUGAUACUGUUGAUACAUCAUCGGGCAAAAAGCCAAGACGAAAUCGCACAACGUUCACAUCAUUGCAACUUACGGCACUUGAGAAGAUUUUCGAGAGGACACAUUAUCCAGAUGCAUUCGUGAGAGAAGAAUUAGCACAAAAAGUUGGUCUAACAGAAUCAAGAGUUCAAGUUUGGUUCCAAAAUCGACGAGCAAAAUUCCGACGGAACGAACGAUCAGUCUCAAGUAGUCGAGGACCAGCUGCAAAUCCAUCAACGCCAACAACAAUAACAUCAACACCACAAAAGCCUUUAGUCACACAUGAAAAGCCUUUACAUCAAUUUGAAUUCCCACCACCAUACUCACUGAGUUUUGGUUCCUUGGGAAUGUUUCAAUCAGCACCAGCAUCAACAAAUGCGAUAAAAAGCACCGACUUGAAUUAUGGCAACACAUUCAAUCCAUACACACAAUAUCAACAGAAUUAUAAUAAUUAUUGUGCGAGUAAUUUUCGAUAUAAAUCACCUUAUUAA
Molecule: messenger RNA, 970 nt
Organism: Chironomus riparius
Lineage: Eukaryota; Metazoa; Arthropoda; Insecta; Diptera; Chironomidae
Source: the annotation of a GenBank genome assembly